This is a messenger RNA of Ceraceosorus guamensis, 1589 nucleotides long. RefSeq lists its product as hypothetical. The annotation marks the transcript as partial. The record is from RefSeq and is a predicted model, not a curated record. The transcript is spliced from 9 exons. Lineage: Eukaryota; Fungi; Basidiomycota; Exobasidiomycetes; Ceraceosorales; Ceraceosoraceae.
UUGCAGUAGGGUGUUGGAGGCAGACAGACUUGCUGGAAUUCCUGCCUUGCUCACUUGCCAUCUUGACAAGCGUGAUUGAAAAGGCAUGGGAAGAGAAAGCCGCUGUCCUGCGCAAUCUCUUGGUGGCCAACAAACUCUCUGUUGACAACGUCAACGAAAUCCUACAAGCUGCGGACACCAAUUAUCACGGCCUCCCGAGCGUCGUGAGCCUUCUGGACGAGCUUCGCACUUGGGCUUGCAAUCUUGCCAGCAAAUACAAGCAGCAGAUCCAUGCUCGCGACAGCGGAGACGCCGAAAAUGCCGAGCAAGCCAUGAGGGAGCUUCGAUGCGAUUGCGGGGAGCUCGAUUGGGCUCUCAUGUUUGCCACCGACCGACUUGCCAGGCUUACGCAGGACGCAGAUGGAUGCUCGCAACAGCAGAGAGCCCCACAAUGCCAAGCAAACCAUGAGGGAACUUCGAUGCAAGUCUCAUGUUUGCCACCAACCGACUUGCAAAGCUUACGCAAGACGGUGAGAAGGCAGAGCGAGCAGCUCAAGGUCUGUGAACAAUUCCAAACUAAGGUCUGCGUUGCUUCUUCUAUCCCUAUCCCAGUCUUUGACCGCAUUGAUCUGCGUGUCACUAUGGCUAUCGAAAAGGAGAAGGGCAAGACGGAUGAAGACUCUGAGGGCAAAGGUCGACGAGCCAAGCCAAGGCUAGCUGUCGAGCACUACAGCACCCAGCAUCCCGAUCAUUUGGAGCUGGCGCAUGCGCUUGGACUUGCUCCAGAUGGACCUUCCAAGGUCCCAUCAGUUCAGUCUCCCAAACCUUCUUAUGAGUCUUCACGUUCGCCUUCUUCGGCUCUGCUCGGUGAACGUUUGUGUCGUUCUCUCUCUCCCCCAUUCCCUGUGUCCGCCCUACACAGCGGCCCCGCACAAGCGAGACGUUUGAAGUUGAAUACACCUCACGUCAUCGCACAAAAAUCUCUGAGGGACCGAAUCUCGCAACCUCGUGAAAGCUUCCUUGAGGAACAGCAGCCUCGUGAGGAGGAGCGCGCUGCAAGUACCUCGGCCAUGAUGACCUCGGCUCGAUUGGAAGGACGCAAGCAGCCAGCUUGGACCCGAUCAUCCAGUCCAGCGGAAUCUUUGUGGCAGCAACUCUCAUCAGAAUUGCGCGAGGCCAUGAACCAGGAACGCCAAGUUCGGCAGGAGGAGCAAGACGCAAGCAUCUUGGCCAUAGGAGGAGCAAGACGCAAGCAUCUUGGCCAUAAGAAGACCGCCUCCUCGCGGAGGACACGUGAGUCAGGAAAGCGCUCGUGGUCCGUAUGGAUUGACGGUCCUGAAGGGGCUCCAAACUUACACAUAGCUCAUAUUGUCACAGUCCUUGCAGCACGCCUGGGACGCAGUAGUAGUGCGGUGCAAAUUGAAUUCCCGGGAUGUCCAACUUGCUUCUACGUUGAUGUCCAGCAACAACAUCACUCGUCACUGUCGCAUGAUAUGGCGCCAGAAGACAUCAAGCCUCGCGCGAUCUCGUCUCCUUCAUUUAGCACCGUCUUGCCUCCAUUACUGUGUGCGACAUGGUCAUUUGUCGUUCGUGACUGGUCCGCCGCAUGA